Molecule: messenger RNA, 8271 nt
Organism: Heterocephalus glaber (naked mole-rat)
Lineage: Eukaryota; Metazoa; Chordata; Mammalia; Rodentia; Bathyergidae
Source: RefSeq, a predicted model, not a curated record
GUGGGGUGGGGUGUGUCCUGGGCGUCUUCUGCAUUUCACACCCAAAAGUGGUAGAGUCAGGAAUUACUGGGCCGGCCCUAACAAAAAUGAUAAUUAACACAGCCAGGAGGGCACGGAAGAGGGGGCCACGUAGGCCUGGGGCCGAGCAUGGUCCCGGCAGAUGGCCGGAGGGGCGCUGCAGCCUGGCAAGGAACCCCCUCCCCGAGGGUGGGACGUUGGAUGGUUGCCGCCCUGCGGUUGGUCCUGAUUCUCAGCCCCCAUUGCCUGGAGGGACCCCCUGCGCCCCCGCCUGAGUCCACCGGAGUCGACCGUGGCACACGUGCAUUCCGACGGCCCGCUCUGCUGCUGCUGCCUGGAGCAGUGUUGGGAAGCAGCCAACGGCUUUCGGGGCAGUAGGCCUAGGAGAGGGCCUGGCAACAGGGUCUGUGCCUGAAGUACACAGGGUCCCUGCAGGGCGGCAGGUGUGCCGGGGGCCAGGGCCGUAAUGCACUGCCCGACGCCCCCGUCACUCUGCCCCUUGGAAGAGCAGUGACUAGUCAGCCGCCAGUGCUGGCCCCGGGGCUGCUGCAUGGGGUGGGCAGGGAGGUAGCAGCAGGCAGGAGGCAGAGCCCAAGGAGAGCCUGGAGCAGACCCUCGAGAGCACAUUUUCUUCUAUCAAAUCCAAGAAAUUAAGAACAGGUCCCCAGGGGUGGGGAAGGAGCACCACGGGACAAAGGUUUGCACAGAAAUGAGGGAUCUCUGAGGCCUUGGAGUCACCGCCAACCACUGAGCAAGGGCGGAUGGGAGAAUAGCGACAUUCCGGGACCAGACAAGGCAGCACCCUGUGCUCUGGCCACGACAGCCAUGGCCUCGGCAGCAGAAGACGCCAGCCGGGCCCAGCUGAGGGGCAUGAGGCAGAAACAGCGCUCUGCUCAAGUGUGAUGGUCACAAAGGACAUGGAAAGGCUGGGGGCUUCCAGCUGGGAAACAGCCCAGGGGCCUUGGCACAGUACCUGUGGGGUCCUGACGGGGUGCUGCACUGGUGCGGGAUCUGGCCACAGUGGGUCACUGUGUCUGGGAGGGACCAUGGGUGCGCCCUGGACAACAGCACAGGAAGUGGCGUGGGGCUCCUGUGGGCCCUCGCCACCACUCUAACGACUAUUCGCUAAGAUGUGGAGGCACCGUGUGCCAACGCUGUGUCUACACACACACGUGCUUUGGGGCCCGUGUCCUGUGCCCCUGGCUCCUGUCCUCAGCAGCUCCGGACGGGAGCCCGUGGGCAUCUCUGCCGGGUCUUGGCAUCGGGUCUGCUUCACUGAACUGCCUCCUCCCAGAGGACGCUGAGUCCUCCCCUGACCCCAGGGUCUGUGCGGUGACCUUGGGAAUAGGGCCUUGCGGCAGGUCCAGUAAGAGAGUCAGCGGGUGGGCUCUGCUCCAGCCUGACUGCGCCCUUAGGAGAAGCAACUCAGACACAGCAACGCAGGGCAGGCGCUGAGUGGAGCGAGACAGGCCGAGCCCAGACGGUGCCUGUAUGAGCCAGGGACGCCAGCAGUGGCCACGACACCCUGAGCCAGGACGUGCAGGGUGCCCCACAUCCGAACUUGGACAUCUGCCCUCCAGGCUGAGACCCAAGCUCCUCCAGCCAUGGUGCAGGUGAGAGGCUCCCAUGGGAGUCUUGCACGUUGAUGCACACACGGCUCAUGACACUCAGUCUGAAGCCAGACAGCGUCCUUCUCUGGCCCACCCUGGACAGGACCCAGGUCAGCAGCCCAGCAACGAAGGCUGGCGGUGACCAUGGUGCCCUCACCCUGUCCAGCACCUGCAGGCAUGGGUGUCCCUGGCCGACAGCACUGCGUAGGCUCCCACAGGACCCCAGCUUCCCUGGUUUGCUCUCUGAGACUGAAAACAAGUUAGCACCUGUAGCCCAGCCCAGUCCUGUCUGGGGCUGUGACCUGAGCACAAAACAGGCAACAGAGUCACUGCUGCUGUUGCCUCCAGGAAGAGGCUGCAAACACCAACAAGGAAGGAGGAAGUUGUUGGGCCUGAACAGGGACAGGGCAGCACCGCCAGGGACGGGGAUAAAAGCCCAGAGCCCAGUGCCUCACACACACCUCACUCACUCACACUCACUCACACUCACACACUCACCUCCCCAGCCCAGCCCUGCCGUGGCCGCCUCCAUCAUGUCCAUCUGCUCCAGCACUUGUACCAGGCCCUGGCAGGUGGACAACUGCCCAGAGAGCUGCUGCGAGGCCCCCUGCUGCACCCCCAGCUGCUGCCAGCCCAGCUGCUGUGCCCCGGGCCCCUGCCUGAGCCUCAUCUGCACCCCAGUGAGCUGCGAGUCCAGCCCGGCUUGCUGCUCCUCGUCCAGUCAGCCAUCCUGCUGUGAGUCUCUCUGCUGCAAGCCUGUCUGCUGCAAGCCCGUCUGCUGCACAUCUGUCUGCUGCAAGCCCGUCUGCUCUGGAUCCUCCUCUUCCUGUUGCCAGCAGUCUGGCUGCCAGCCGGCUUGCUGCUCAUCCUGCCAGCCAUCCUGUUGUGAGUCCAUUUGCUGCACACCCAUCUGUUGCAAGCCUGUCUGCUGCACACCUGUCUGCUGCAAACCUGUUUGCUGCAAGCCUGUCUGCUGCACCCCCGUCUGCUCCGGGGCCUCCUCCUCCUGCUGCCAGCAGUCUGGCUGCCAGCCAGCUUGCUGCUCCUGCUCCCCCUGCCAGCCGUCCUGCUGCGUGCCCGUCUGCUGCAAGCCCGUCUGCUGCACGCCCUCCUCCUCCAUGUCCCUGCUCUGCCGCCCCGUGUGCAGACCCGCCUGCUGUGUGCCCACCUCCUCCUGCUGCACCUCCUCCUGCCAGCCCAGCUGCUGCAAGCCCUCCUCCUCCCUGUCCCUGCUCUGCCGCCCCGUGUGCAGACCCGCCUGCUGUGUGCCCACCUCCUCCUGCUGCACCUCCUCCUGCCAGCCCAGCUGCUGCAAGCCCUCCUCCUCCCUGUCCCUGCUCUGCCGCCCCACCUGCCCCCACCCGGCCUGCUGAGGCCUCUCCCUGGGCCAGAAGUCCUGCUGCUGACCGGUCUUGUCCCUCAGGGCCAAUGGGCUCAGGUCCUACCUGGAAGCUGAUAGCUGUGCCUGAAUUGCUCCCACCCUUAGACCAUGUCCUGAUGUUGCUUGUCCAGCCUGCUGCAGGCUGAACGGACUUGAGAAGCUAAAGGUCCGUCUCAGUGCUGCUGCCCUUGGGAGGGCUUCUAGAUGCCGUGUGGCCAAGCCCACUCUCCCUCCUCCCUCCCCUGUGCAUUGAACAAACUGACCAAUAAAGGCACUAACUGAAUCAGCCCUGGCUCCCUGUCCCUGGCUGUGUCCUCUGCUGGACCACAUGGCCAUGUUUUCCCCCUUUGCACACCAUGCUCUGCUCCCUCCGGUCCUCUGUGGCCCUGUGUGCCCAGGGCAGUGUGGAUCCCCCAGUCUGGACUGAUGGCAGAGGGUGAGGCUGGCUUUGCAAGCCUUUGCCCCUUUGAGGUCACUGUGGGUUUGUCCCUGACCCACCUCUGCCGUCAUUCACUUCACAGUUCUGCUCGCUUUGCCUUUGUAACCCCCCCUCCACACUUUGGCUUCCACCCACGAGCAGCACCUGCCACGUCUGUGCCACCGGAAAUACUCCCGUGGGCUCCAGUGGUGCCUCUGGUGUGGGAGCCAUGUGGGCAGUGAGGCCAGGCCUCUGUGUCCGUCUCCCUCGGCUCUCUGAGUCCUGCCAGGUACAGGUAACGAGUCAGGCUCCUAGCCCUCCAAGUGCGUGGGCUGUCCCAGCGGGGCAAGGACACUGUGACUCCAAGUCCACCGGGGACGCGUGGCAGGGGUGCAGCAGGAGCCAUCAGGAUGUUCCAAGAAGCCUCUGAGGAUGGAGUCUGGAUGAGGACAUGCUGGGGCUGCUGAGGGGCCCAAUGCCGGCCCUGCCACCUGCCCAGGGUUCAACAGCCAUGGGUGGGGACAGUGGGUGCCCGGUGCCUGCCAGCGGGCGACUGGCUCCAGGCAGAAGGGAAGGGACCGCUCACGGCCAGCAGCCACACGCCUGGCCCUGGGCACUGGACAGAGUUCAGAGCAACCUGAGUAGACUGGGAUGGCUCAGCCUCUCCCUGGUUGGCUCUGCUCUGCGGCAGGGUAGGAGGCUGCUGGGAGGCCGAGGUGUGCGCCCCACGGAAGCCUAACGUCGGCACCGACUCCACCAGCAGGCAGCGUUGGCCUUGCCUCUCGAGGUCUGCUUCACAGCAGUGAAGCUCCUGUGGGUGGUUGAUUUGAUAAAGGCUGUCACCUGGGCUCUCACUGGCUUAGCAACAGCACAGGGGAAGUACCGAGGUGUCCCCAGAGGGCAUCCGUGCCACAGGCUCACCCUGGUGUGGCACUGCUCCGAGCUGGUGAGGCCCCAGGAGGAGGACGUCGUGGGAGGCCUCCUGCCAGGUGGGCUGCACCUCAGAGGGGCGGCAGCCCCCAGCCCCCUCUCACUCUGACUCAUGUCCCCCACCGGUGUGUUCUUCCUUGUCCACAGUCCCAUGGGGCCUGUGACCAUGGCCUCAGAAACCAUGAGCCAAAAGAAACUUUUUCUCUUUAUAAGUCGAUUCUGUCUGGGAUUUGCUACAGUGAUGGGAAGCUGGCCGACACAGGUGGUGACUGGGACCUAAAACCACGCUGUGUCCAACGCCAUCUUGACCCGAUGCAGACCUGGAGACGUUACAGGCCCGGAAUGGCCCAGAGACCCAUACCUUGGCCUCUGCCUCCCCAGGCCUGAGGCAAGGUAACCCAGUGCUCCCUGGCCCCAGCUGGCCCUUUACCUGGCCAGGGCUGACCCUGACCCCGAGGGUCACUGUCACCAUGCGGAGCAUUCACCUUGCUCAUGUCUAGACUCCUGUCUGCCCAUCUCACUGCUCAGGAUGUCUUCAUGCAGAAGUUGUACUGGGGCCAGUCGAGGGCCCACAGUGAAGCACCUGUCUCAUCCAGCUUUAGACUCUCUGUGGCCCCCCUGGCCCUGAGUGCCCUCCGCAUGGGUGGUGAGGUCGCAUGGGCAGUGGGGAGUCCGAGUCAUGCUCCUGCUGCCCAUGCUCACCACCACCAGCUCUGCCUUGGCCUGGCCUCACCCCACCCGACAGGGUCCUUAACUGGGCUCUCCCUGUUCACUACAGGGCCUGAGGAGGCAGGGCACACUGGUCUUGGGUCGGAUGGGGGCCAUGACAUUUCUCACGGAGCCUAGAGGCCUGAAGGAGCUGGGCUGAGGUCACGUGUCCUGCAGGACCACGGCCAGUGUCCUCCUGGAGGAUCCCGGGCAGCGCGUGUCUCAGGUGGGUGUGGGCUGGUAGGAGUGGAUCCUUGGGUCCCUGGGACAGGUCGCUUCCAAGGGUGGGAGGUGUUUGGGUUCCCGAUGACCAGAGCAGGGCCCUCCCUGACUGGAAGACUUGUCAGUGUGGACUGGGCAGAGCUGCAUCCAGUGCAAGUGGUGAUCCUGCCCUCGGGUCAGGGCACAGUCUGCACCCAGCCCCAGAGACAGCUCAGGAGCCCGGAGGCCAUGCUGCUUCCAGGGAAAGUGGGCUGGGAGUUGGUGCUGGUUCACAGGGAGAAACACGGUGUGCCACUCUGGGCCCUGGUGACCGGGCAUGAGGAGAGGACACUAGGGCCCAUCACCAAGGCAUGGAGCAAACCCUGCAGCAGCAGUCGGAGGCAUCGGCAGACAGGGGAGCUGGAAGCAACGGGGGAAGCGCCGGACUCUCUUGCUUCUCCCAUCCCCACCACGGACUGGGACAGCCUGCUUCAUGUCCUCCCUGGCUGUCUAGAGGUUGCUCUGCUCCUCUCCCCCUCUCCACUCCAAUACGGGUGCAGCCCGACUACAGCCCAACUCCUCUCCCCGCCAUUAUGCUUUGUUAUCAGGGUCGCAAGCAGAGCUGCACUUUGCCAAUUCACUAUUUCUGUCUGAAUCAACAAAAGGAAAAGGAACAUAAGGGGGAAAGGAUGGGGCACCAAAUGGAGCUGAGACACAGAACACAACAAUCAGAAUGAAGAUGAACCCCAAGAUGAGACCAUGCAGAAGACAAGAUUAGUGAACCUGAGAUACAGCAGCUACCCAAACCAAAGGACAGUGAGAAAAUAAAGCAUUUAAAAGUCGUGAGAGCCCUUGGGCUUAGGGCAGAGGAGUAAGUGUUGGGCAGACGUGUACACGGGGCUCAGACAAAUGAGGAAGAGGGCAGGAAAACACUUACAGGGAAGAUGUCAGGCAUUUGACAUCAGAUUUGAUAACACUGCUGUAUUUGUCACUUUCCAGGCACUGGGACAGAAUGUUCAAUGCCCACAAAUUGAAGGAGGAGAGGUUUACUUGGCUCACAGUUUCAGGAGUCUCAGUCCAUGGUCAGCUGCUCCAAGGUAGAAAGGUCAUGGCAGAGGGUGUGGUGGAGGAAGCUGCUCACCUCAGGGCUGCCAAAGCACAGAGAGGGGAGGAGCUGGGGACAAGAACACAGCCUUCCAGUGCAUACUCUGGUGAAUGCCUCCAAUCAGGCUCCUCCUCCCAACAGCACAUUCAGUUCCUGGAUCCAUCAAGGGAUGAGUCCACUGAUGAAUACAAUGUCCUGAUGAUCCUGUCACCAUCCCAAAGCCCCUGAACAAUGCGACUUUGGGGGACAUUCUAGAACUAAAUCGUAACAAUUGGUGAAUGUAUAGAAAAACUACUACAGGCCAGGCUGCGAAUGGACACUUGCAUGAUAAUCCACAUACAACAGCAGAGAGCAUGUUCUGUUGAAUGUGCACUAAAAUAAAUCACCAGCUAAGCCUUAAAAGAAACCACAGCACAUUCAAGAGGACUGAAGUAGAGUAUGAUGUUUGACCACAACAGACCAAGAAGUUAAUAACAGAAAGAUAUUUUGGAAAUCACCACAUCUUUGGAAACCAAACAGUACAUUUAAAAAUACUCCACGAUUCAAAGAAAUCACAAUGGAAAUUAGGAAAUAUUUUGAACAAAAUGAAAGUAGAAUUGCCACAAGAAGGGGAUAAAAGAUUACAGGCUGAGCCCCCAAAUAACCCGACAGAGGAAAUAACCACAGCUACAGAACAGAAAAUGGACACAGUGAAUGAAGCCCAAUCUAGAAAAAAAAAAAAGAAAUCAGCAAGAUCAACAAUUUUCCAGUUUUACUGGUCACGAAAAAGAAAGAGGAAAUGAGUUACCAAUAUCAGGAAAGAAAAAAGGGUCACCACUCCCAGUUCUAUGGCCAUUAAGAAGACAGUGAAGAAACACCACAAAUAACUUACUGCCCAAACAUUCAGCGACUUCGCUGAAACAGGGGCAUAACCAGAAAGAUACAAAGGACAAAAACUAAUACAAGGAAAAAAAGAGAGAAUCCGAAUAGCCCUCUAUCAAUUGAAAAGGUUCAAUUCGUAAUUGAAACCCUUAUCACAAAGCAAACGACAAUCUCAAAUGGCUUUGCUGUUGGGUUCUGAGUGUUUGCGGGAGAAAUAACACCAGUUUCACCAAGCAGUUUCAGAAGGCGGCAGAGGAGGGCAAACUCCCCACCUUAUUCCAGCAUACCCAAUAUGACAGGGGCAUCAGGAGAAAGGAGACCUGCAGAUCUGUUUGUCUCCUUAAAACAUUAGCAACUUGAAUCCAGCACUGUGUAGAAAGAGCAUGCUCAUGGCUAAGUGGGUUUAUGUCUGCAAUAUGAGGUUGGCUCAACAUCAAAAAAGUGAUUCAGUAUGUCUUCUUACUUAUGUUAAUAAGUAAAAAGAAAAGGCCCUGUGAUUGUUUUCACAGUUGUAAAAAGGGCAUUUGAUAAAAUUCAACAUCUGCUUAUUAAGAAUAUUAAACCCCAGAAAACUAGGAAUAAAAGGGAACCUCCAUUACCCUUUAUGGGGAAAGCCUCCCCAAGACCAAGACAAGGCAGAAAUACCUGCCCCCUCUAAUGGUACCUGGUCCUUAACAUCACAAUACCGCAAGAAAAGAAACAAAAGCCCUAUGAAUGUGUUAUGGCUUGUAUCUAGAUGUCCCUCAAAGCCUCAUGCAGUCGUAGAUGCAGCUGUUUCAGAGGUGGGUGAAUCUAGAGUGUGUGAUUGAUUCAUGGUGCAAUGCUAGGCCCGCGAGCACUAGGAUUAAGGUCCUGAGUGCUACACUAGGAUUAAGGUCCUGAGUGCUGAGAACUAAGGUCCUAAGUGGUCUGAAUAAGGUAAAAGGGACAGGAAGACAUACUUAAGUUUCGCUUGUUGCUUUUGGUGUUUUCUGCUGCCAUGAACUGUUGCCCCUCUGACAUGUGCCAUCCCUGCCUUGGAGCCAGCUGACUAUGGACU